GUCUCAAGAGGGUCAACAAAUCUGAAAAUGGAAGCGUUCACGCCAAGGCCGUACGAGGACUUCGAUGACGUUGAAGCGAGUUGUUCGCUGUUUCCCGAUGAAUCGGCGGAUGAUAAGUUGGCCGACUGGAAUUUGACGAUAAAAGCGGAGCUUGCGUGUACGCCGCCGUGGGACCCGCUGCCUCUGCUGCGUUCGGUGUUCAGGUUUUAUUCUGAUUUGGGUGAUGUGCAAACAUGUGUUGCACUGCUACUGGUACUGGGCGAGAAGUCGAAGGAACUGGUUGAUCUCGGCACGCAACGGCUGUGGUUCCUCGAUUAUAUCGAAAUGCUGGAGUGUUACGAGUUGUGGAAUGCGGCUGCAGAAGUGAUCAAAAUGUGUUGGAUUACAUCGGUCAGCAAUAAAAGUAACGAGGUAACAUGCUUCCGAUAUAUCUAG
Molecule: messenger RNA, 435 nt
Organism: Gongylonema pulchrum
Lineage: Eukaryota; Metazoa; Nematoda; Chromadorea; Rhabditida; Gongylonematidae
Source: the annotation of a GenBank genome assembly